This is a messenger RNA of Penicillium diatomitis, 3252 nucleotides long. RefSeq names its product RIC1 family protein. The transcript has 5 exons. NCBI's taxonomy places the organism in Eukaryota, Fungi, Ascomycota, Eurotiomycetes, Eurotiales, Aspergillaceae. Gene Ontology annotation, molecular function: protein binding. The record is from RefSeq and is a predicted model, not a curated record. Gene Ontology annotation, biological process: retrograde transport, endosome to Golgi; intracellular protein transport. The coding region runs from base 1 to 3252 and encodes 1083 amino acids. Gene Ontology annotation, cellular component: Ric1-Rgp1 guanyl-nucleotide exchange factor complex; Golgi membrane; cytosol.
AUGUACUGGCCUAAUGGUGUACCCCGGGUCUAUGCGGUCAAUGGGCCCAAAAUUGCCCCAGUCGCGGACGUCGUAGACACUCAUGACAACAACAAUUUACCGGAGAGACUGUCGCGCGAGCUACCUGCCGGAGAAUCGGCUCAUGAUCCUGAACUAGCCGCUGAGCAUCGAAAGCAACAAACUCCGCAUCCUAGUCCGGCAGCGUCUUCGACCAACGGGAAUGUCUCGCAAUGGCAGGAGGAAGCAAUCAAUGGCCUUUGCGUUUCACGGUCAGGCCAUCUCUUUGCGACAAUGACUGAUUCCUCGGUCUCUCUCUGGCAAACAAGGCCGACGGUAGUUGUUGCCGCGAUAGCUCGAUCCGCAUCCUCUCUGCAAACAUAUGGCACCAAUGUCUCGGUACUCAUGCAUCCAGACUCGACUAUAUUGAUCUUGCAAACUUCCAAUGGGUAUCUUCUCACCUAUUCGCUUGCCUUUGACCCCGCGACGCGCGUUUACCAUCAAGUCUUCGAUCAUUCUACGCACCCGCGCCGGCAGCAAUUGGCACAUUUUGCGGCGGUCGAAGAUGCAAACGUUGUAGGCGACGUCAACGUUAGUUUUCGAAUGGCAAUCAAGAUAGAAUCGGGCAUUGUCAGAGCUCUGGCACUGGAGCAAGAACUUAUUGUUGCUACUGUCAAGCCCGCCGCUAUCCAGUGCAUCCGUUGGGCCUCAGAGGCCAGUGGGACGCAGACCAGGUCCGAAAUGCUGAGUCGAAUACUUCAUGUUGCCAAAACGGUCACGAUAGUUGACAUGAUUUACGACCGGGCUAUGAAUCUUCUCAUUUGGCUCACGAGCAAUGGUCAGGCAUAUGCUGUCCAGCGAGUACCCGAUAGCCAGGAGCAAUCGAGUGGGCCACAAAAACUCUUCCACGGUCACUGCUUUCACGAUCCGAAAGGUGAAGGCGAAGAGGCUGUCAAGGUGGCGGUGAACGCCCGCUUCUCUCUGCUGACAGUGAGCUGCGCGAAUGGCAAAGUUCUUGUCUAUACUGCAAAAGACUAUACGGGCAAUGUUCCUCUUUCGCAAGAAUUAUUGCUUCCGGCAUCUUCCACCACAACGGGAGCUAUGACCUUCAUGAGCUACUCUCCUGAUGGAUAUUGUCUUUUUGCGGGCUACGAGAAUGGUUGGACGACCUGGAGUGUGUUCGGGAAACCUGGCGGUAAUAGCUUCUCCGUCGAUCCUACCUUGGCGAAGUCCAACGAUGAAGAAUGGCUCACAGGCGCUACUAAUGGAUGUUGGAUUGGAGGUGGCUCUGAUAUCAUUUUGUCGGCGAAGCAUGACCGACGCCUCUGGAUAUUAGAGACGGCCCGGAGUGCCUUGACUGGAUGCUUCUCUGCGGCGAACCUGGCACGAGGCUUGCUACAAACUGGGACCGAGUUCAUCUUGUAUCGAGGCCACGACUUGCCCGAUUUGAUGACAAUAUCCGGCAAAGACUCCCUUUGGCAUCAUGCUCAGUAUCCCCCGGCAUAUCUUCAUUCACAAUGGCCCAUUCGCUCUUGUGUGGUCUCCCAGGAUGGUCGAUAUGUCGCGAUCGCAGGUAGACGUGGCCUGGCACAUUAUAGUGUCAACAGCGGCCGGUGGAAGGUCUUUGAAGACUCCAUUGCGGAAAAUUCCUUUGCCGUGCGGGGAGGUAUGUGCUGGUACGGCCAUAUUCUAAUUGCGGCCGUCGAAAGCGAUGGCUCAUAUGAGCUUCGACUCUAUUCGCGCGAGGACAAGUUGUCCAAGAGUUUUAUCAUGCAUAUUGAAUACCUUCCUUCACCUGUGGUAUUCAUUGGUCCAUCUGGAGAGGACUCUCUACUGGUUUACACUUACGACAACAUCCUCUACCACUACAUCAUCAACUCCACGAGGAACAAAAUCAGUUUAGUCCCUGUUGGACAGAUUGCUUUCAAUGGCAUCGUUAGAGCGCCCACGCGAGUUCGAGCAAUCAGCUGGGUUCUACCCGAAGAGCAGAUGCGUAACGGCGAUCCGUCUCAGGACGUCAGAGUGGCCUCUGUGCUCCUUCUCGUUGAUGGCAAUCUUGUCCUGCUUCAACCAACGGUCACAGAUACAGGUGAUCUCAAAUAUGACAUGCGGGUCAUCUCUCAUGAUGUUGAGUACUAUAUCUUGAUGCGGGAUCAGCUUUCCUUCAAUUUCUCAUCCCAAGUCGAUGAAGCCAUACCCUCCAGCCCUUCCGUGGACAUGGCACUAGAGCCAGCGUACAGCAGCCUGUCUCUCCGAGACUCUUUAUGGAUGUUCCGAGGCAAGGAUCUCCUCGCUUGGGAUGACAUACAGGACAUUCUACAGCAAGAAACGGUGCCAGUGCCGAUCAACAUUCCUUUGGAUUUCUAUCCCCUUUCGGUCAUCUUGAACAAGGGUGUUGUGCUUGGCGUUGAAUCCGAGAUGACCCAACGACGAGACGUCACCUUCACUAGUCUCAAAUUUGCCAUCCGAACACAUCUUUUUCUUCCUUACUUCUUGCGAUACUGUCUUGUCCAUCUGGGCAUGCCAGCUGCAGUCUCAUUGAGUCGACAUUUCUCGCAUCUUUCCUACUUCCCCCACGGUCUUGAGGUUUUGCUGCAUCAUGUUCUUGAUGACGCAGUUGACAAUGAUCAUCGCAGACAUCAGUCCGAUGAAUCAGCAAUCCAAGAGGAACCCCUUCUUCCUACAGUCAUAGCCUUCCUUCAAGCAUCAAUACCCACACGGGAGUAUCUAGAGGUCGUGGUCCAGUGCACGCGGAAGACUGAACUUCGCUUUUGGCGCACGCUUUUCAUGUAUCUUCCCUCGCCAAAGGAUCUCUUCGAAAAAGCUCUCAGGCUUGAUGCACUCAAGACUGCUGUGGGUUAUCUGCUCGUGCUUCAGGCAUUCGAAGACGAAGAAGAACUUGGUCACGAUGGACACGUUGAAGAAUAUGUUGUGCGGCUCAUUGGCCUGGCGUCGCAGAAAGGGGACUGGGAGCUUUGCGCGGAACUUGCUCGCUUCUUAAUAGCACUCGAUUCAUCAGGCGAGAUGCUCAAGCGUGCUGUCGGCCGAGUCGGCUUACGCUCGAGUUCUCGCUCGUCGGUAAAUGGUGGCCAUCCAGCGCGCCCCGGACUUGGAUCAAGGACGGGUUCGGCAGCUAGUAUGAGAGGACUUGGGCUUGCCCUCCCGAUUCGUACGCCUUCUUGGUCAUCUCUAUCCCCGACUCGAUCUCUCUCCCCACGGCAAAACAAUGGAGAGGCGGAGGUCUCUGACAAUUGA